AUCCCCAGGACCCUCUCCAGGGCCAUUCAUAAACAGAAGGAACCUAGGUCCCCCUGGCCAGGGACCUUUGCAACCACUACUCUGGGUGCAUUUGGAGGUCCAAGUGUCACUUUAUGCACUCAACGAGGUCUAGAAGUCUAGAGGGCAUCAGGGUGCAGAGUCCAGCCAGAGGAUCGGCAGAGGGCAACCAGGAUGGCCUGGACUGACCGGGGCCCUGGAAUACUUGGCUUGCCACUGCUGCUCUGCGGGCUUUGCUUAUGUGCUGCUCAAAGAGGUCCUCCCGGUGAGCAGGGGCCCCCAGGGCCUCCUGGGCCUCCUGGAGUUCCGGGCAUAGAUGGCAUUGAUGGUGACCGAGGUCCGAAGGGUCCCGUGGGCCCUCCGGGUCCUCCUGGAGAUCCGGGCAAACCAGGAGCACCGGGCAAGCCAGGCACACCAGGCGCUGAUGGAUUAACCGGACCUGAUGGGUCCCCUGGCUCCGUUGGACCAAGGGGACAAAAAGGAGAACCUGGUGUGCCUGGGUCUCGUGGAUUUCCAGGCCGUGGCAUUCCAGGACCCCCUGGUCCUCCUGGAACCACAGGACUUCCUGGAGAACUUGGCCGUGUAGGACCUAGUGGUGACCCUGGGAAAAGAGGACCACCUGGCCCACCUGGACCCCCAGGACCCAGUGGAACAAUUGGAUUUCAUGAUGGAGACCCAUUGUGCCCCAAUUCCUGCCCACCAGGUCGCUCUGGAUAUCCAGGCAUACCAGGCAUGAGGGGUCAUAAAGGGGCAAAAGGAGAAAUUGGUGAACCAGGAAGACAAGGACACAAGGGUGAAGAAGGUGACCAGGGAGAAUUGGGAGAAGUUGGAGCUCAAGGACCCCCAGGAGCUCAAGGUCUGAGAGGCAUCACGGGAACAGUUGGAGACAAAGGAGAAAAAGGUGCUCGGGGAUUAGAUGGAGAGCCUGGGCCUCAGGGCAUUCCAGGGGCAGCUGGUGAUCAAGGACAGCGAGGCCCCCCAGGAGAAGCCGGUCCCAAGGGAGACAAAGGUGCUCAAGGUUCCCGAGGAAUUCCUGGAUCCCCUGGGCCCAAAGGAGACACGGGCUUGCCAGGUGUAGAUGGUCGCGACGGAAUACCCGGAAUGCCAGGGACAAAGGGUGAAGCAGGAAAGCCUGGACCUCCUGGUGAUGUGGGGUUGCAGGGGUUGCCGGGUGUACCUGGGAUUCCUGGUGCAAAAGGUGUUGCUGGUGAAAAGGGUAACACAGGUGCUCCGGGGAAGCCUGGCCAGUUGGGAAGUCCAGGAAAACCAGGCCAGCAAGGGCCUCCAGGAGAGGUGGGGCCUCGAGGCCCCAGGGGCCUCCCUGGCAGUAGAGGGGAAGCAGGACCAGACGGGUCCCCAGGCAUACCAGGUAAACUGGGACCUCUUGGUAGCCCUGGCCUCCCUGGCCUGCCUGGCCCCCCUGGGCUUCCUGGAAUGAAAGGCGAUAGGGGUGUGUUUGGCGAACCAGGUCCCAAGGGUGAACAGGGUGCUUCUGGAGAAGAAGGCGAAGCAGGGGCAAGGGGUGAUCUUGGAGAUAUGGGAUUACCUGGCCCAAAGGGAUCUGUUGGUAACCCCGGGGAACCUGGCCUGAGGGGCCCUGAAGGAGUCAGAGGGCUUCCUGGCAUAGAAGGACCUAGAGGACCGCCUGGACCCCGGGGCGUGCAGGGCGAUCAGGGUGCCACUGGGCUGCCUGGUAUCCAGGGCCCUCCGGGCAGAGCACCAACAGACCAGCACAUCAAGCAGGUUUGCAUGAGAGUUAUACAAGAGCAUUUUGCUGAAAUGGCUGCUAGCCUCAAGAGACCAGAUGCAGGAGCCUCCGGUCUUCCUGGGAGGCCUGGGCCCCCUGGGCCUCCGGGUCCCCCUGGAGAGCAUGGUUUCCCGGGGCAGAUGGGAAUUCGUGGUCUCCCAGGCAUUAAGGGCCCCCCUGGUGCUCUUGGCUUAAGAGGACCUAAAGGUGACUUGGGAGAAAAAGGAGAACGUGGCCCUCCAGGAAGAGGUCCCAAGGGUUUGCCUGGAGCCAUUGGUCUUCCAGGUGAUCCAGGCCCUGCCAGCUAUGGGAAAAACGGCCGAGAUGGAGAGCAAGGUCCCCCAGGAGUGGCAGGAAUUCCUGGUGUGCCUGGACCUCCAGGUCCUCCAGGCCCUCCUGGUUUCUGUGAGCCAGCCUCUUGCACCCUGCAGUCUGGUCAACGAGCAUUUAGCAAAGGACCUGAGAAGUGAAAGCCCCUUUACAUAAAUCGUGCCCGGUAGAGGA
Molecule: messenger RNA, 2269 nt
Organism: Phodopus roborovskii (desert hamster)
Lineage: Eukaryota; Metazoa; Chordata; Mammalia; Rodentia; Cricetidae
Gene: Col9a1
Product: collagen type IX alpha 1 chain
Exons: 32
Coding region: 193-2235 (680 amino acids)
Source: RefSeq, a predicted model, not a curated record